This is a messenger RNA of Rhinopithecus roxellana (golden snub-nosed monkey), 1606 nucleotides long. RefSeq names its product heterogeneous nuclear ribonucleoprotein C-like. Gene Ontology annotation, cellular component: nucleus. The record is from RefSeq and is a predicted model, not a curated record. Gene Ontology annotation, molecular function: RNA binding. The transcript has 2 exons. NCBI's taxonomy places the organism in Eukaryota, Metazoa, Chordata, Mammalia, Primates, Cercopithecidae. The coding region runs from base 22 to 939 and encodes 305 amino acids.
GAAACCUUAUCAUCAAACACAAUGGCCAGCAACGUUACCAACAAGACAGAUCCUCGCUCCAUGAACUCCCGUGUGUUCAUUGGGAAUCUCAACACUCUUGUGGUCAAGAAAUCUGAUGUGGAGGCAAUCUUUUCGAAGUACGGCAAAAUUGUGGGCUGCUCUGUUCAUAAGGGCUUUGCCUUCGUUCAAUAUGUUAAUGAGAGAAAUGCCCGGGCUGCUGUAGCAGGAGAGGAUGGCAGAAUGAUUGCUGGCCAGGUUGUAGAUAUUAACCUGGCUGCAGAGCCAAAAGUGAACCGAGGAAAAGCAGGUGUGAAACGAUCUGCAGCGGAGAUGUACGGGUCAGUAACAGAACACCCUUCUCCGUCCCCUCUACUCAGCUCCUCUUUUGACCUGGACUAUGACUUUCAACGGGACUAUUAUGAUAGGAUGUACAGUUACCCAGCACGUGUACCUCCUCCUACUCCUAUUGCUCGCGCUGUAGUGCCCUCGAAACGCCAGCGUGUAUCAGGAAACACCUCACGAAGGGGCAAAAGUGGCUUCAAUUCUAAGAGUGGACAGCGGGGAUCUUCCAAGUCUGGAAAGUUGAAAGGAGAUGACCUUCAGGCCAUUAAGAAGAAGUUGACCCAGAUAAAACAAAAAGUGGAUUCUCUCCUGGAAAACCUGGAAAAAAUUGAAAAGGAACAGAGCAAACAAGCAGAGAUGAAGAACGAUAAGUCAGAAGAGGGGCAGAGCAGCAGCUCCGUGAAGAAAGAUGAGACUAAUGUGAAGAUGGAGUCUGAGGGGGGUGCAGAUGACUCUGCUGAGGAGGGGGACCUACUGGAUGAUGAUGAUAAUGAAGAUCGGGGGGAUGACCAGCUGGAGUUGAUCAAGGAUGAUGAAAAAGAGGCUGAGGAAGGAGAGGAUGACAGAGACAGCGCCAAUGGCGAGGAUGACUCUUAAGCACAUAGUGGGGUUUAGAAAUCUUAUCCCAUUAUUUCUUUACCUAGGCGCUUGUCUAAGAUCAAAUUUUUCACCAGAUCCUCUCCCCUAGUAUCUUCAGCACAUGCUCACUGAUCUCCCCAUCCUUGUCCUUCCCAUGUUCAUUAAUUCAUAUUGCCCCGCGCCUAGUCCCAUUUUCACUUCCUUUGACGCUCCUAGUAGUUUUGUUAAGUCUUACCCCGUAAUUUUUGCUUUUAAUUUUGAUACCUCUUUAUGACUUAACAAUAAAAAGGAUGUAUGGUUUUUAUCAACCGUCUCCAAAAUAAUCUCUUGUUAUGCAGGGAGUACAGUUCUAUUCAUUCAUACAUAAGUUCAGUAGUUGCUUCCCUAACUGCAAAGGCAAUCUCAUUUAGUUGAGUAGCUCCUGAAAGCAGCUUUGAGUUAGAAGUAUGUGUUUUACACCCCCACAUUAGUGUGCUGUGUGGGGCAGUUCAACACAAAUGUAACAAUGUAUUUUUGUGAAUGAGAGUUGGCAUGUCAAAUGCAUCCUCUAGAAAAAUAAUUAGUGUUAUAGUCUUAAGAUUUGUUUUCUAAAGUUGAUACUGUGGGUUAUUUUUGUGAACAGCCUGAUGUUUGGGACCUUUUUUCCUCAAAAUAAACAAGUCCUUAUUAAACCAGGAAUUUGGAG